AUGCCCAUUUGACGGACCCCAACAUUGGCAGUAUCUUUGCCCAAUACUUACACUUACGUACAACCAAAUAGACACAAUAGCUGAAAUUAAAUUAAACUUAAUUUGUAUAUUCCAUGUCCAGCGAAUGUAUAGUUUAGAGGCUAUUGUGUUUAAUUCAUUUUAAAAGUGGAACUGUAUUCUUACCUCCUGUAUCUUUAGUUUGGCACCAACCUGUAUCGGCUUGGGAUGUUUUAAACAUGGAAAGGGAAUAUUUUAGUGGUUUAUAUUUUUCAUUUCAGACAAAGGUUAGAAUUAAUGAGGGAAAUGUAUCACAACGAGGCUGAAUUAUCUCCUACGUCUCCCGAUUACAACGUUGAAAGUCUCACUGGGGGAGACCCAUUUUAUGAUAGAUUUCCCUGGUUCAGAAUGGUCGGAAGGUCAUUCGUUUAUUUAAGUAAUUUGUUAUAUCCGGUUACCCUAAUCCAUAAAGUUGCCAUUGUUAAUGAGAAGGGUGACGUUCGAGGUUAUCUAAGGGUCGCAGUUCAGGCUGUUAAUGAGGAUGAUAAUGCUGAUCAAGUUGGCGUUAGACAAAGUGUUCGAAUUGCGUUUGAGUCGCCCAAAGCUAUUAUUGACAAAAAUAUCCAUAAUCUCGACGAUCGUAUAAUUGAAGGUCACUGUAAUCUUGAUCCGAUUAAGAUUGACGAGUUGAUCGAAUGUGACGCAGAUUCUGGUAAAGGAGAUAGCUCUGUAGCAUCUGAUUUUAAAGAGGAAGAAAUUCCUGAUCAUCUUGGUGUUGGAAAAGAAUUUACAUUCAGGGUUACAGUUUUACAAGCUAUUGGUAUAUCAGCAGAAUACGCGGACGUGUUUUGUCAGUUCAACUUCCUACAUCGUCAUGAUGAGGCGUUUUCAACAGAGCCAGUCAAGAAUACUGGCAAAGGAACACCUCUUGGUUUUUAUCAUGUUCAAAACAUUACCGUACCCGUUACAAAAACGUUCAUUGAAUACAUCAAAUCUCAGCCCGUCGUUUUCGAAGUUUUCGGUCAUUAUCAGCAACAUCCUUUGCAUAAAGAUGCCAAGUUGGAGGGUACCGUCAGGCAGCCUCCCCGGAGAAUGCAACCACCUUCCAUUCCAAUCUCUCAACCCGUUCGAUCGAGCAAAUUUGGAGCCCUACCGUCUCCGUGUACUGCUCAUAUACAUGCUAAGGUUGAUGUUCUGGUUUGGUUUGAAAUAUGUGAACUUGCUCCUAAUGGAGAGUAUGUUCCAUCAGUAGUCGAACACAGUGACGAAUUACCUUGCAGAGGUCUAUUUUUACUCCAUCAGGGCAUCCAACGUCGAAUUAGGAUCACAAUCGUUCAUGACGAUUCAGCUGAGUUACGUUGGAGAGAUGUGAGAGAACUAGUUGUUGGAAGAAUACGAAAUACUCCUGAAUCUGAUGAGGAUGAAGACAACGACAAUUCCGUAUUGUCCUUGGGAUUGUUCCCAGGGGAAUAUUUAGAAAUACCUGGUGAUAACAGGACGAUGUUCAGGUUCGAAGCAGCCUGGGAUAGUUCCUUGCACAAUUCGCCUUUACUUAACAGGGUUACGUCACCUGGCGAGCAAAUAUUCAUGACGAUAUCGGCAUAUUUGGAGCUCGAAAAUUGUGGUAGACCAGCCAUAAUAACAAAAGAUCUGAGUAUGGUCAUUUAUGGGCGCGAUGCUCGAAUUGGACCUCGCUCUCUGAAACACUUGUUCUCUGGAAGUUACAGGAACGCAGAAGCAAAUCGUUUAACCGGAGUGUACGAACUUCUAUUAAGAAGAGCUAAUGAAGCAGGUAGUCCAGGAGUUCAGCGUCGCCAGAGGAGAGUGCUGGACACCAGUUCGACUUAUGUCAGAGGUGAAGAAAAUUUGCACGGUUGGAGGCCACACGGUGACUCGCUUAUCUUCGAUCACCAAUGGGAAUUAGAAAAAUUAACUCGUUUGGAAGAAGUUGAAAGAGUCAGGCACAUUUUAUUGUUGAGGGAGCGACUUGGACUGGACAAAUACAACAAUCAGAUCAAGACGAAACAACCUGAAUAUACGAAGAGUGAAAAGGAGGUGUGCAAUAUGGUGGCCAAAACUGGAAACAUCAAUAUUAGAGGUAAACAAAAGAUACAGGGUUUGUCCGGAAAGUAA
Messenger RNA from Agrilus planipennis (emerald ash borer), 2130 nucleotides. Its product is annotated as kinesin-like protein unc-104. The record is from RefSeq and is a predicted model, not a curated record. The transcript is spliced from 7 exons. Bases 295 to 2130 code for a protein of 611 amino acids. Lineage: Eukaryota; Metazoa; Arthropoda; Insecta; Coleoptera; Buprestidae.